CAUCGCGGCACACCGCUCACAUGUCAACAAUUGUAUAGCGUGAUUUCGUCUCUUUCAGAUUACAUCAGUGGUACUUAGAAAAACAACUGACUGUUAGUAAUUAAACCGACAUUUUAAGUGUUUAUUAUACACCUUGACCUCUUCUUAUUAUCAAGGAAACUGAAGUUAACUGUUAAAGAUAUGGAAACAGUGUUUAUCUGCUAAAUCUCAAACACAAGGUUCAGUGUUAAUGGAGUUGAAAUUAUUACAGUUUACAAUCGUUUUAAAGACAUUUUCACCCGCCUUUAAGACAACCCAGUGUCUGGAAUUAUUGUCUACACAAGCAUCAUGUUAGUUGCCAAAGUAAUUAUAUUAACUACCAAGAUUGACAACAUGAACUGUUAUAAAGACUUUGAAACUCUACAACUGUAAAUUAUAAAAUGUUUAAGUGUUCAGUUGACAAGUGUUCAGUUAUGACAGAUCUGAUCUGUGAAGUUGAAUUUGUGAGAGGUUAGUGCUUCGAAUCCUGACAUCAGCUAUCUUGGGGGAUGCUUCCAUGAAUUCACACUCAGUAUAUCCAUGGAUGAUACCUUAAAUUGGGACCCAGAGGAACACUGCCCGUCACAAGUGGCGAUGUCGGAACCGAGCUACACAAUUGUCCCAGUCACCACUGAGGACAACGAAAUGGUUCUGGACCAUCUGCGCAGGUUCUUCUUCCGCCAAGAGCCGCUCAACGUGUACAUAAAGCUGUUAGGCGAGAGCGGGAACGAGACAUGCGCAGAACUCGAGAACUACUGCGUGGAGACAAUUCUGGAAGGUCUGUCCCUGAUGGCGCUGUCCGCUACUGGAAAAGUUGUUGGAGUGUCCCUGAACGGGUCCCACGAGCCGGGGCACCUGGACGAGAUGCAGGAAAACGCGGACAAUUGCCCGAACCCACGGUUCCGCAAGAUCCUGCAGCUGCUGGUUGCCGUAGAGCGCGGUUCUGAGGUCUUCAGCAAGUUUCCCGAUGUCGACAGACUCGUCGAGGUGCGCAUCCUGUCCGUGGACACUGCAGUGCGCGGCCGAGGCAUCGCAAAGGCACUCCUCGAAAAGUCAAGAGAACUGGCGAAGGAAAAAGGCUAUCCUCUCUUCCGUGUUGACUGCACGAGCCACUUCUCAGCUCUAGCCGUUGCCAGGUUAGGGCUCGAAUGCGUGUUCACGAUGCGAUAUGAAGACUACUGCCAGAACGGGGAGCCCGUCUUCCGGCCCGAACCGCCCCACAACGAAGUUAAAACUUACGUACAGAGGCUGCGGUCCUGACCAUCGCGGCGUGACAUUCCUUGAACCUGCAGACGCCCUCAAGGUUCCUUCCGCCCCUGGAACUAUAUUUCACUGAAGGAGCCCGCCAAGGGGCAGAUUUUUCUUUGUUCCAAAUGCAUUGUGCUCAGAGCACACAGCUAGAACAUUUGUAACUGUUCGUUUGUUGCAAUGUUGGGUUAUAAACUGUAUGAACAGCAGUUGAGACUUUCUCCUGGGACUUCCUCAAUUUCAAGCGCAUAUAGACGUUACUGCACAUGCGCCUUGAACCCCACACACACUCACAUUAAAAUAACGCCCGUUAAGAAUACAACGGUAAGUUUCUUUA
This is a messenger RNA of Cryptotermes secundus, 1603 nucleotides long. RefSeq names its product dopamine N-acetyltransferase. The transcript has 4 exons. Lineage: Eukaryota; Metazoa; Arthropoda; Insecta; Blattodea; Kalotermitidae. Bases 559 to 1278 code for a protein of 239 amino acids. Gene Ontology annotation, molecular function: N-acetyltransferase activity. The record is from RefSeq and is a predicted model, not a curated record.